AUGCUAGUGGGUUCCGGCCGUCUUGAAACGUGCUGGUCGUGUAGACGGCCGGUAUUUCUAGCCGAGCGAUUGGUCGCCGGUGGGAAACUUCGACACCGAACUUGUUUCACUUGUAAAAGGUGCGGAAAUCAGCUUAAUUUGGUCGGAUGUUACGAAACCGAAUCGGGAGAUUUCGUUUGCGAAACUUGUCCGGAUGAAGAAAAAGAAAACGACAUUUCUCGGUCGGAAAAUGAAACGUUGAAAACGUUCGGAAACGAACAAUCGUCAUCGGUUGCUGACGAACCCGUGAAAAAUGUUGCUGACGAUGAUGGUGAUGAUGAUUAUAGUUUGAAUUUUGAAAUUGCUUUGGAUUCAUUUGUGAAAAAUCGUAAUUCAAGCAUGAAAGAAUUUUUGGGAAAUUUAAUAAAUAGUAGUUCAUCGGAUUCUCCCGAUACCAAAUCCGUAGUGGAUUCGAAAUCGAAUGAAAAUCCACCGUCCGUCGGAGUUUUAAAUCCCGCGGGAACAUCGUUGGAAUAUGGUUCGGAUUUGGUGAAUAGUGUGCCGCCAGUUAAAAGUGUUGAUGUAAACCAGCAUUCCACUGCCAGUUUGGAAAAAACAUUGAAUACUAAAAUCAAAACUUUGUUGGGUCGAGAUUUUAAGGAAACUUUGUCGCUCCUUAAUCACGAACCCGAAAGUUUUUUAGCUGACGUUUCUGACAUUAUUGAUAGUGUUAUAAGUGAUGCCGUGAAAAAAGUUGAAGAAAAACUUGAAGAUGAUUUAAGUGAAAAGCCAUCCGAUGAGAAGGAAUUAUUAUUAGAAAAAGGAGUUGGAGAAGAAAAGGAUGUGCUCAUUGAUAACAACGUCGACGACGAUGAUGAUGUUAAGAAUCCUUUUGAUUCGAAUGGUUCUACCGCUCGCGAAGAAGAAAAAAAGAAAAAAGAGAGCCUGGAAGCGACGGAAAUAAAUGAAUCUUUAGUGUCAACUAAAGAUGAGUCAAUGUCAAUCGAUGACGCUCAUGAAAAAGCAGAAAACUAUCCGGAAGAUUUGAAUCCUUUUGCAGAUUUCGAAGAAGAUGAAAAGAACGUUUCCGCGAAAACGUCAUCUCCAUCACCUCGAAAACCUCCAGUUCCAGCUGUCAGAACAAAAACUCCACGUAAAACAUCGUAUAAUCAAUCAGGUAAAAAAAUAAUCGAAGCUCCGAAAGUGAAUUUAAAUCCAUUUUGGAGCGAUGGCGAGCCGAGUAGUGAUGACGAAACUGGUGGAAAACCAAUUCCGGCUCCGAGAACUCUUUUAAAAGUUCCCGAGGAAGAUUCGCCAUUUUCCAGGUCUCAAUACGGAUCUUUUAGCUCCCUUAAUAGUUUAGGAUCGACGGCAAGUUACAUUAGGAAAAAAAAGGGUCCAGCACCUCAACCUCCGGCGGGUACCAAAUCAUUACAGUAUCCGGUGAGUCCUCCGGAGUCUUUGUCUUCCCAAAGAAGCUCGUCUCCUACGGCAUCGAUCAGAAGUCACAGAAAGUCAAAACCCGCUCCUCCUCCGCCGCCCAUCAAAUACAUAGACGGUGAUUACAUGAGCGAUAAAAAGGAGAAAAAUUACGAAAAUAAAAUGAAGCAAAAUUUAUCGGUACCUGAUAAGAGUUCGUACGGGAAAUGGAAAAGGAAAAAGGGUCAAGCUCCGGCUUUACCCAUACCGCAAAGAAGAAGGAUCACGCCUUUGCCACUCCCUGAAUUUUACAGAGAAUUGGAAGACUUGGAAAUACAACAGAGAGAAUUGGAAAGGCAAGGAGUUACCAUAGAACAAACUAUAAGAAUGUACGAAACGGAUGAUUCGACGCAGGAAUCGGAGGGAAGCGAAAUGUCCGGUAAAGACGUGGAAGGAAUGAUAUUGCAAUUGUUCGACAUAGUCAAUCAAAAAAACGAACUUUUCCGGAGGCAAGCGGAACUCAUGUAUUUGCGUAGACAACAGCGACUCGAAGAAGAACACGCGGAUAUCGAGUAUCAAAUCCGAUGUCUCAUGGGAAGACCGGAAAGAAACAAAACGGAUUCGGAUAAGGCUCAAGAAGAAGAAUUGAUAAGAAGGUUGGUUGAGGUUGUUGAAAGGCGAAACGAAAUAAUUGAAUGCCUUGACAUGGAUAGGAAAAGAGAAGUGGAAGAAGACAAAAGUAUACAUCAUCACCUUGAAGUAUUCGCAGGUGAGUAUAAUUUUAAAAUUAAAAUUGAAAAAAAAAAAAAAAAUUUCCUUGACACGAGGCAAAGUUUAUUUCACCGACAGAAAUAUAUAUAA
Pediculus humanus corporis (human body louse) is the source of this 2259-nucleotide messenger RNA. RefSeq lists its product as uncharacterized. NCBI's taxonomy places the organism in Eukaryota, Metazoa, Arthropoda, Insecta, Psocodea, Pediculidae. The record is from RefSeq and is a predicted model, not a curated record. The coding region runs from base 1 to 2259 and encodes 752 amino acids. The transcript is spliced from 3 exons.